UUUAAAAGUAUUUUAAAAAUGGGCCUGCUUCAAUCACACCUCCUGUCUUGUAACCCUGUGAGUUCAAAAUCUAACACAUUAUCUGUAAAGUGUUGAAUGAAUGUCUAUGAGUUUGAAUGGGUUGUAUUGCCUGCUCUCUAUGAAGGCAAUAUCUGCUGUGCAUUGAACAGAACUGUAAAUUGUCCAAAUAGACAAAUGGUGAGAAAGGUGCCUCCAGGCAAAGGUGUGAAGAGGGUGUGAAAUCACAUCCAUUGUGUGGCAGAUGAUAUGAUAUAGGAUGUGUGUGCAUCAUGCGUCACAUGAAUCUGUGUGGAAUACCAUGUGACAGCCUCCUUGGGGGAGAAAGAUGGCCUUUUGUCUCCGGCAGGCUCAGGUCAGUUGAGCUUGUUGGUGGCGUUCACUUUCAGUCGGGACUCCACAAGAGAAUUCUGUCAAUUACAGUAGCAGGCUGAAGAAAUAUGGAUGACAUUUGGACCCUUGUGUGUUUGGGAGUUGUUUUUUCUGCUCAGACCGGCUCUACUCAAGAGACAUUAUUUGUGCUGACAGGACCUGAGGUGUUGCCUGCUGGGACGCCCUCUCUGCUGGCUGUCACCGUUCUCUCCGACCUCCCUGUCAGGGUCAAGGCUGAAGUCUCACACCUCAACAUUAAAGUGGCCCAAACAGAGAACUUCCAAGGAGGUGUGACUCAGCUGCUUACUCUCCCACCACUUCCGCCCUCCAUAACUCAAAAUUCACAUUUAAAUCUGACGUUGAUGGGCUACAAUGGGGACAACAUCGUCUUCUCCAACGUCACCACCAUCAGGUUUGACCUCAGGAAUGUCUCCUGCUUCCUUCAAACCGAACGUUCGCAAUAUCAUCCAGGAGAUGCUGUCAAAGUGUGGACCGCGUGUCUUCAGUUGGAUAAUCGUCUGUACAGAGGAAGAAUUGAUAUCUCCAUUAAGAAUCCCACUGGGAAUGUGGUAGACAGUUGGCAGUCCACUGGGAAUCACGGGAUUGUGUUUCAGGAAUUUCAUUUAUCCCCGACCCCUCCUCUGGGAAAGUGGGCAGUCACCAUGACAGUGCAGCAUGUGACUGAUGAGAGAACAUUCACUGUGGAGCAUUACGAGCCCCCCCAUUUUGACGUACUGGUGAAGACGCCACCUCAGGUCCUAAUUGGAGAGGAUAUCUCAGGAUCAGUAAUAGCCAUUUAUCCUAGCAGACAACCUGUUCAAGGAACCCUCGCUGUGUCACUCACUCAGCUGUCUGCUGUAGAUGACUUGACACAAACUAAAGAGAUCUAUGGGUCAGCUCAGUUUUCCUUCAGCAAAAGUCAGCUUCAGAGCAUCCAUGCGUCAAAAAUGGAUGUUGUACACAUUACAGCGUGCAUUACUGACAAGUCUACAGGAAUCAAAGUCAGCAGAACUGUUGCCAUCCACCUGAGGAGGAACUCAUACGAGCUUAAGUUCGGUGAUUUCCCACCGUCACUGAAGCCAUCUUUAGCCUUCUUUACAAAACUUAGCAUCUGCAGAUACGACAGAAAGCCUCUGAGCCCAGUGGAUCGAAUGAACUCCGCUGUGGUUGACGUCACUCAGAGAACAUCCACGAUGGAGGCCGAAACUACCACAAUGACUCUUCCAGUGCCUCAGGAUGGGAACAUCUACAUUCAGUUUAAAUUACAGGAUGAAGUAAAGAUGCUUUUAAUUCAGGCCACGUUUCAGUCAAGUGUAGAAACGCUGACACUCUACAACAACUACUCAUCUCCUAGCGGCUCAUAUCUUCUGAUCUCCCCAAACUUACCUGCAAAGGUUGGAUUGCCUCUUCAAUUAGAUGUGGAAAGCACAUUCCAACCAACCAAGCUCCAUUAUGUGGUGAGCUCUCGAGGUCAAGUGGUGACAGCAGGGACAAAGACUUCUUCCUCUUUUUCUCUGGUGCCGACACUGUCCUGGUCCCCUGAGGCCUGUAUCACUGUGUAUUCUAUCCUCCCUGAUGGAGAGCUCAUUAGUGACACUGCGCAGAUCCCCAUCAGUCAACAACAAUAUGUGUCUUUAAACUGGAGCAGUGAAAAAGCCCAGCCAGGUGAGCAGGUAUUGCUUACUGUGACAGGCAACGAUCCAAACUCCCAUGUCGGAAUCUUGGUGAUGGCAGUUCACGAUGAUGCUCCACAGGCUUACUGGGAUUUCAAAGCACGGCAGGGAUGCAAGGUAAAGAUGCUGUCCAAUGCUAGACUGCAUAAAGAAAAACACAUGGUGGAUGGAUCAGAAAAUGUCAGGGAUGCCCUCUUAGUGGAGAAGUACUGGACACACUGGGUGGACAGAAGUGAGCCCCUUUUGUGGUUCGAUGCUGUUCUCAGUAACAAAACAUGGAUAAGUGGGGAUAUAACAGUUCCAGAUGAUAUUACAUAUUUAGCUGCCACAGCACUGGUAAUGUCAGACGACUUGGGUUUGGGCUUCACUCCUGUGCCGCAGAAGCUGAUGGUGUCCAAGGAUUUCUCAUUGUCUCUUAAUGUUCCAUCAUACCUCAUCAGAGGAGAGGAGCUUGUAAUGGAGGUGAACAUCGUCAACCACUUAGAAAGGGACUUAGAGGUGAUCUUGUUGCUUUCACAAAGUGAAGCCUUUGAGUUUGUUUUAGAAAAACGUGGUGACAUCGGCGUGGUAAAUGCCCAAACGCUCAUCUUAGAGGGCUACGUCUCUGCCGCAGCCUUGUUCCCCAUCAGGCCUGUGGCUCUUGGGGAAAUGGAGAUAUCUGUGGAUGCCAUAUCUGCAGACUCCUCAGAUUGCCUUGUUUGGAGAGUGCUUGUGAAGCCUGAAGGAUUUGAACAGUCCUUCUCAGAAACGCUCUUCCUGGAACUGGCACCACACACCUACAACAACUCCAAGUCCAUCUCCAUCUCUUUGCCACCAGAUGUGGUACAAGGCAGCCAGAGAGCCAAUGUGGCGUUAGUGGGUGAUGUCUUGGCCUUGUCCAUCAAACAUCUGGAUUCACUGGUUCAAAUGCCUAUUGGAUGUGGGGAGCAGAACAUGGUCCACUUUGCUCCAAGUAUUUAUGUGCUCCAGUACCUGGACUGGUCCAAACAGGAUCAUCCGGAGAUCCGGAAGAGGGUUUUGGGCUAUAUGUUUGAAGGGUAUCAAAGACAGCUGCUCUACCAACGAGAUGAUGGGUCCUUCAGUGCUUUUGGUGCCAGUGACACUGCUGGUAGCACAUGGCUGACAGCUUACGUCCUGAAGUGCUUCCUCCAGGCACAACGGUACAUGCAGAUAGACCAAAGUGUCCUAGAUAGAGCCAAAAACUGGCUCAUAGACCAUCAGGGGCCCCAGGGUGAGUUCCCUGAGGUGGGGAGUUUGAUGCACACAGAAAUGCAAGGAGGACUGGAUAACAGCCCUGUGGCCCUCACAGCUUAUGUAAUGAUGGCCUUACUAGAGAGCAAGACCUAUGUGGAAAUGUACCUUAACAAUAUGCUCAUGAUGCAAACGUACCUGGAGGGGCAUGUGACCAAUGGGACGCUCAGUAACUACACACUGUGUCUGGCAGCUUAUGCUUUAGCUCUCGCCAAAAGUCCUGUGGCGGGCACUGCACUGACUGAGUUGAGCAGGAGAGCUGACUACAGAGAUGAUGUCAUGAUGUGGGCAUCCUCUGCUGGUCUGGAGUCAUAUGAAGGGCGGCCACGCUCGUCCCAGAUCGAAAUGGCUUCGUAUGUGAUGAUGGCACAUAUUCAACGUGGCAGCUUUUCUGACGGCAUUCCGAUAAUGAAAUGGUUAAGCAGGCAGAGGAACCAUCUUGGUGGCUACGGGAGCACACAGGACACAGUCAUUGCGCUCCAGGCUCUGGCUAAUUAUGCUGCAUUUAGUGGCGCCAAGGCUAUCGACCUGCAUCUCCAUGUCUCUGCUCCGGCCUCUUCAUUUAUGUUUUCCAUCAACUCCAACUCCUAUCUAACAUAUCAGCAGCAAGAGAUCAAUGCUGAGCAGGACAUUCACCUCACCGUAUACUUGGAAGGAAGAGGAUUUGCCAUAUUUCAGAUGAAUGUCUUUUACAACCUGGAGAGCAAAACGAUUUCACCGAAACGCGUCUUGCAUGCCGGCGACAAGGCGGCUUUUGAAUUAAAAGUGCACGUCAGUGAUGAUGGAGACCACAACCGCUUGUUGUUAUCUGUGUGUGUCAGAUUAAAGAACAGUCAGGUCAUAGCCCAUACGGGCAUGGUUAUACUGGACGUAGGGAUGCUCAGUGGCUUCGCUGUCUCUCCUGGAGCUUCUGCACCAGUACAUCUAAUCAGAAAGGUGGAGACGCUGCCUCAGAGAGUCUACCUCUACCUGCGUUCUCUCAACAAGUCAGAAGUUUGCAUCCAAAUUCCACUCAUCAGAAUGUUCAAAGUGGCCCACAUCCAGGAUGCUCUGGUGCAGGUUUAUGACUACUAUGAACCCACGAGGAGAGCAGAAACAACAUAUAAUUCUGAUGUUCUCCGCCACAUGGACCCUUGUGUCUUCUGUGGUGAGGAGUGUCAUCUCUGUCGGACGGGAAUCCCCAUUGUGGUGUCAAGUCUCUCAGCUCACACAAUAAGAAGCUCCACCUAUAGCCUUCGUUGUCUCCUAGUUGGAAUGAUUGCUGGCUACAUUUUUAUUAUUUUAGUCUAAUUUAAUGGAAAUAUUUGAUUGUAUGCGUAAUUAGGAUGUACUGCAAAACUGUUCAUUUAUAAUGCUCCAAAAGUGCAUUCAAAUGUACAGUAUUCUUUUUUUUCCCCCCCAGAAAUGAUUGUGUACAUUUUAUUUUUGUAGUUCUGCACCUACAAAGGGCAAAUAAAAGAAAUUGUUGCCAAAUUUCCCUCUAAAUGAAGUGCAGAAACAUUCCAUGUGUGUAGUUACACAACCUUAACCAUUUGCCACAUCAUGCAACUGUGACCCAAAUGAAUGCAGACAGACCUGCAGAUGUACGCAGAGCAAACGCACAUGUGAAUAAUCACUGGACAGUAAUCAAGCAUCUUCAUCGCUGACAAUCUUACUUUCAAUCCAAGAUUUCAAUCCACUGUGCUCAGACCGUGACGCACAUCCGUUUGUACAUCACAGCAUUAUUAUGGAUGGAAGUCAGGGGAUAUCAGUUGUCAAACAAAAAUAGGAUCAAAUAAGAUAAAAUAGCAAACACAGAGCCGGCUGGCCCGUUAGGCAAUAAAGGCAGAUGCAAUGGGCGCUGCGGCGCUGCAAUGCCCAAAUAAUAUUACUACAAAUGAUAACAAGUAAGGCUUCCCGUGCCCAAUUUUGUACAUAGUUUUAAUUUUUCAUAUAGUAAUAGUAUAUAGUGGCAUAUAGAUAUUUCAUAUAGAUUUUGUAUUUAGUUAUUUAAUUUAGUUUUUGUUUAUAGUUGCUUCAUAGUGUAGAUCAGGGGUCACCAACGUUAUUCC
This is a messenger RNA of Dunckerocampus dactyliophorus (ringed pipefish), 5365 nucleotides long. RefSeq names its product CD109 antigen-like. The record is from RefSeq and is a predicted model, not a curated record. Gene Ontology annotation, cellular component: extracellular region. Gene Ontology annotation, molecular function: endopeptidase inhibitor activity. Lineage: Eukaryota; Metazoa; Chordata; Actinopteri; Syngnathiformes; Syngnathidae.